CGUGCUUGUUUACUGGAGCAGCGGUUUUGGGAGAGCAGCGUGGUGUUAAGCGGCAAGAGGUCGCGCGGUGCCGCUGCUUUGCAGGCAAGCGUCGACGCACAGCGUCUUGGAGCUACGUUUAAGCCGAGACGUAUUUGACGGCCAGCAGGCGCCGAGUAUACCGUGUUUUAGCCUGCUUUGUUUGAUUUUCAAAUAUACCAUCCCAUACCAUACCAUACCAUACCAUACCAUACCAUACCAUACCUAGCUCCACAAGACGACGAGCCCGCCGCCGAAGCGCGCGCGCACGUGACCGACUCCGGCCCCUGUGUUAUACAUAUGUUUGCUUAUAGCUGUCGGGCGCUCCUGUCCUUUCUUCCGUCACCCAACGCGCGGGCCCGGGUGCCACUGUUUCUUUGCGAGAGCCGGGCUCCCCGAGAGGCUGCCCCAGUGGCAGUGCUGGCCAUCAGGUGUGGAUAGCCUUCGGCGUCGGACCUACAGGCGUCGCUACGGCUGCCCAUCGGGCGCGUCCUGAGCUGGACGCCAGAAACAACUAACACCGCUACACGCCGCCGCUGCGCCAAAAGGAAGCGCAACGAUGGGUAGAACUAGAAACGCCCACAAGAAGCGCCUCCUCGAGAGGCAAAAGACGACGGAGAGCGAGUUUUAUCGACGAGGCCAUGAAGGCCUGCGGCCACUUAAGAGGGUCGUCUGCUACAAGGACGCGGACGAGACAACUGAUGACUCUGAUGGAGAUUACCUUCAAGAGAAGACGACGAGGAAGAGGGCGCGGACGCAGACGCAGCCGCGGACGCGACGCGAGGUGGUAGUCUUUACGAGGAUGAUGACCCGCGGGUGGCGGCGCCCCACAUUAUUGCAGCUUACCUACUACGAUUGCCCGUCCAGCCGCAUGCGCGCCAUCAAGGUGUGGGGCUCUGAGAUUCCGGCUCCGGACCGAAGGCAGGCGACCCAACGCCGCGUGUUCGAGGGGAAGUUCAUCAACGGCAAAAGGGUCAUCGGCACCUAUGCUGAUAAAAAGUCAAUGACCUUGCACACGCUGGACCAACCGUCAACAAGCGUCUACAGUGGCGGACGGCCGUACGUUGCAACGGGACCAGGAGAGGACGAGCGCGAGAACACCGGGUCCCACCUGGACAUAAGCCUGCGUCUCAUGAGUUUUCCCGAGGAACAUAAUAUGGUGGCCUUUGCGCGCAUAGAAGAGGCCAUGAAGCGUCGCAAAAAAGACACGCGGCUCGUCCGCUUCAUCAACCGGGCCUUUCCCUUUGAGACGGCGUGCCGCUUCCUGCGCGCGGCCAUCAAGGAGCACGGCGCCGAGGACAAGUACGUCGUCCAAAUGUCCGUCUGCGGCGCGAUGCUCAACGCCGGCGGCGAAGCCGCGCGCGCCGUGGCCGGUCCGAUGUUGCUCCUCGCGAAAAAUUACGAGGCGUGCCGGACCUGCGAGGCGUUCCAUAACGCGCGGACGGAGCUGCGCGGUGAGGCCGAGGUCCAGAAAUUCAAGGCCGUCGUCCUGGGCGAGGCGGGCGACCGCUACGUCAUGGACAUCGGCGACGGCCGGGGCGAGGCCUGGCACGCCGUCGACUGCACGUGGGAUCAGCUGGCCGCCGACAUGAAGAAGUCCCUGGACGACGUUUUGAAAAAGCGGAACCUGCGGCGCGAGAACGUCUUCGUGUACUGCGACGCGACGCCCCCGUGCUCCGGCAUCUCCCCCGUGAGCCACCCGUCGGACGAGGUGAAGGCGUCGUGUAUGAAGCUCAUCAAGCAGACCGACGCCUUCGUCCAUCGGAUGCACGCCGCGGGCGUCUUCGACGCGGCCUUGUUCGAGAACGUCAAGGCGUGCAUCGACGCUUGGUAGGCGGGCGUUUUGAGAGGAGAGGAAACAAAACCGAAAGUGCCGCCGCGGCGGCGGCGCUGGGUGUAAUGCGAGCAGGCGGGUGGCAAGCCGCGAGGCGCGACGCAGAGUCGUGUAAGCAUUAUUGCUUUG
Molecule: messenger RNA, 1981 nt
Organism: Pelagomonas calceolata
Lineage: Eukaryota; Pelagophyceae; Pelagomonadales; Pelagomonadaceae
Source: the annotation of a GenBank genome assembly